AGACGUGAGCAGAGCAGAUAAUGGCAAGCAUGGCUGCCGUGCUCACCUGGGCUCUGGCUCUUCUUUCAGUGUUUUCGGCCACCCAGGCACGGAAAGGCUUCUGGGACUACUUCAGUCAGACAAGCGGGGACAAAGGCAGGGUGGAGCAGAUCCAUCAGCAGAAGAUGGCCCGCGAGCCCGCGAGCCUGAAAGACAGCCUUGAGCAAGACCUCAACAAUAUGAACAAGUUCCUGGAAAAGCUCAGGCCUCUGAGUGGGAGCGAGGCUCCUGGGCUCCCACAGGACCCGGUGGGCAUGCGGCAGCAGCUGCAGGAGGAGUUGGAGGAGGUGAAGGCGCGCCUUCAGCCCUACAUGGCAGAAGCGCACGAGCUGGUGGGCUGGAAUUUGGAAGGCUUGCGGCAGCAACUGAAGCCCUACACGAUGGAUCUGAUGGAGCAGGUGGCCCUGCGCGUGCAGGAGCUGCAGGAGCAGUUGCGCGUGGUGGGAGAAGACACCAAGGCCCAGCUGCUGGGGGGCGUGGACGAGGCGCGGGCUUUGCUGCAGGAGCUACAGAGCCGUGUGGUGAAUCACACUGGCCGCUUCAGAGAGUUCUUCCACCCGUAUGCCGAGAGCCUGGUGAGCGGCAUCGGGCGCCACGUGCAGGAGCUGCACCGCAGGGUGGCUUCGCACGCCCCAGCCAGCCCCGCGCGCCUCAGUCGCUGCGUGCAGGUGCUCUCCCGGAAGCUCACGCUCAAGGCCAAGGCCCUGCACACACGCAUCCAGCAGAACCUGGACCAGCUGCGCGAUGAGCUCAGUAGGGCCUUUGCAGGCACUGGGACUGAGGAGGGGGCCGGCCCGGACCCCCAGAUGCUCUCCGAGGAGGUGCGCCAGCGACUCCAGGCUUUCCGCCAGGACACCUACCUGCAGAUCGCUGCCUUCACUCGCGCCAUCGACCAGGAGACUGAGGAAGUCCAGCAGCAGCUGGCGCCACCUCCACCAGGCCACAGCGCCUUCACCCCAGAGUUUCAACAAACGGACAGUGGCAAGGUUCUGAGCAAGCUGCAGGCCCGUCUUGAUGACCUGUGGGAAGACAUCACUCACAGCCUUCAUGACCAAGGCCACAGCCACCUGGGGGAGCCCUGAGGGUCUACCUGCCCAGGGCCAUUCCCAGCUCCUUGUCUGGGGAGCCCUGGCUCUGAGCCUCUAGCAUGGUUCAGUCCUUGAAAGUGGCCUGUUGGGUGGAGGGCGGAAGGUCCUGUGCAGGACAGGGAGGCCACCAAAGGGGCUGCUGUCUCCCGCAUAUCCAGCCUCCUGCGGCUCCCCCAUCUGGAUGCAUUACACUCACCAGGCUUUGCAAA
Messenger RNA from Piliocolobus tephrosceles (Ugandan red Colobus), 1336 nucleotides. RefSeq names its product apolipoprotein A5 (gene APOA5). Gene Ontology annotation, molecular function: phosphatidylcholine-sterol O-acyltransferase activator activity; phospholipid binding; cholesterol transfer activity. Gene Ontology annotation, cellular component: chylomicron; extracellular vesicle; extracellular region. The transcript is spliced from 4 exons. The record is from RefSeq and is a predicted model, not a curated record. Lineage: Eukaryota; Metazoa; Chordata; Mammalia; Primates; Cercopithecidae. The coding region runs from base 21 to 1121 and encodes 366 amino acids. Gene Ontology annotation, biological process: cholesterol efflux; phospholipid efflux; cholesterol metabolic process.